AUGUUUCUUGCCGCUGAGGCGUUAAACGCCUACGAAUUGGUGAAACUAAAGCAACUGAACUCUUGGACCACAAAUUUCUACGAGCGCGCGCGGAGGGACGCAGAGCUCACCGCAACAUCGGAAUGGAGUUGUAUGGGGAGAUUCUCUACGGAUACGAUAGACUUGUGGUCACCGAUCCUCUUGUUUAACAUAUGUAUUGCUAGUGCGGCAACUGCGCUCUCAUAUGAAGGCUUGUUUAUACGGGAAAAUCUGCCGCACUACGAAGAGAAAGUGAAAAAUUACUUGAACGAAGUCUCUUUAUACAGGAGAAACGAAGUUGAAAAGUGUCAAAGAGAUUUACUGUUCACUGCUAUCGGACCAUGGUUGCUACUUUGUUACUGGCAGACAACAGCAAUUUCUAGUGAUUGGAUAACAGCUUCUUCUAUCAACAUGAUGGCUGGAGCGUUCGCCUUCUCUUGGGCUACGUGUAGUUUUUUGCAGACCGUCGUCACUACACCUAAACAAUACUCUACUUUGAUGUGGUAUGCAAUGAAAAUCCUACCUGCACGUUGUUCGCCGAAAUUCGAUCCUGUGACGAUGUUCACUCGAGAAGAAAUUUGCGAAGCAUUUCGACAAAGAGAAAAAGCAGGAAACAGAAGUGAUUUCGUCCAUGCGCGAGUACUCCCAAUUUUUUGCCCAGUUGAUCCGGUAAUUUUCAGACUCAAUAUUGCAAGACACUGCAGCUUAUUCGUAAAAGACUUCGGGGGCUAUGAUGCUGCUGUGAUUUAA
Messenger RNA from Cooperia oncophora, 768 nucleotides. The record is from the annotation of a GenBank genome assembly. Lineage: Eukaryota; Metazoa; Nematoda; Chromadorea; Rhabditida; Trichostrongylidae.